UUCACCUUUAGCUAGUUCGAAACGUGAACGGUAGUGUGUUGAGGAAACCUCCAUAUUUUUUUGUGUUGUUUUCGACCUGCCCGAUUAUAUUUUCAUUUUUUAUGAAAUCAUUCACGGUUUGUUUUUGUUGGAUCGUGUGCUAUGGAACGGAGAUUUGGUUUUUACACUAAAAGAUCUGAACACUACGACAACCUUCAGCAAGCGAACGAAAACCACCUGCGUCAGCAGAAGCAACCGCUUAAAGACGCGACAAAUACCGGCUCUAUAGACAAGCAGGAGAAAAAUAAUAACAACGAAGGAGAGCAAAGAAACGGAAGUACCAGAAGAGAAGCCGAAUCGUCGCAACAAGGUGGAAACGGGGACAACAACAAUCACCAAGGUAGUAGGUCCUUGCAGUGUUUAGAAACCUUAGCUCAGAAGGCUGGAAUUCACGAUAUAACCGCUGACGAUUGCAAGUAUGAUAUUGCCCACACGUUGUUAAAUCUAGACAGAGGACAGCAACACCAACAGCAGAUCAUAAAACAAGAAGCGGGAAGUCAUAACAAAAUGAGCGACAUCAAGAGCCAACAACAGCAAAUCGCAGACGCGAACGCGCAAGCGCAGGCGGUGGCACAACAACAACAGCAACAAAUGCAACAGGUGGCCCUUCAGCAAGAGCAACAAAUGGUUACCUCCCAGAGUCCGCAUCAGAUUCAGCAGGUCACAGUUAAUGCAUCGAAUGGGCAGCUUCAAGCCACAACAUCAAUGGGACCGCCCCAACAACACACUGUUUCGAUACAUCAACAAGUUGCCCCGCAGGGUCAAAUGAUACAGACACAGGGCGGUCAGGUUCUAACCACUGCUCAAUCAGGAAGUACAACCAUAACAACAAUGUCACCUCUGCAACAUACACAGAGCCAUCCACAACAACUCGGCGCUGAUUGGAGCCAUGGAAGGCUUCAAGUUAUCCAACAACCCUUACAGAACCCAACUUAUCUCUCUCAGCUCUAUAAUGCCCAAGGACAACUGUUGAUGCCAAGCAAUAUAGCGUUGCAUACUGGAAUAAAUCCUCAACAGAUACAGGUUAUAACAAAACCUUUCAAUGGAAACCAACUGGCUCCCCAUAUGCUCACAACAGCGCAAGGCAAACAAGUUAUUCAAGCAAGUCAAGGUGCUACAUUCCCUGGUUAUACCACGCAAAAUCAGCAAACACUGGUGAUGGGUGGUCAAAAAGUGAUGCAGAAAGUCGCUACUAGCACAGGCGGUGUACAGACCCAACAGCAGCAGGGGCAAUGUGUGCAGGUUUCUCAAGCAAUGAUCGGUUCACAACCUACUGCUCAAAUCAUUAGUCCUAUUCAGCCUGGUGGUCAACCUAUGCAGUUCGCAGCACCAUGGCAAUUCAAUGGAAUUCCUCAAGUUUGGGCAACAAAUGGUAUCCAACCACAAACUCUUCUGACCCCAAAUCCAAUAUUCAUCAGAGGAACACAGCCAGAUGGCUCUCCUGGACCUGGCAUAUAUAUCCAACAAAGUCCACAAGCUACCAUCCAAACUCAACAAAAUCCUACUAUCGCAACGCAGGGAAAUGUUCAACAAAUAUCUAAACCCAGAAACGCUAAUGAAAAUAUUCAACCAAAACAACCAACCUCAAGACCUCUCAUUCUACCUUCCAAUAACAAUAUAAGGCCAGCUAGUUCUGCUGUUUCAACACAAACUAUUGGUGCUCAAACACCUAGCUUUAUAUAUUUACAGGCUUCCAUGGGUGGCAAACCUGGAACCAAAAUAAGAACAAAGGCACCUCAAGUACGAACUUCACCUGCACUAAAAGCUGAUGCGGCAAACCAAACUCAAAUCAAGCCUUAUAACAAUAUGCCACAGCACCAAAUGGUAGUGAUGAAUACAUCAACUGGCAUGACGGCAACAAUGACGCAUGGUGGCCAAAUGACAGUGGAUAAAAAUCAGCAGAUGGUGAAUCAAAAUAAAAAUCAACAAAUGCAACAACAGCAACAAACCCAACAGACCAUUCUUAUGCAGCAACAUCCUCUCCAUCAACAAGUACAACAACAAAUAAUGCUACAACAGCAGCAUCAGCAACAACAACAACAACAACAGCAGCAACAACAACAACAACAACAGCAGCAGCAACAACAACAGCAACAACAGCAGCAGCAGCAACAACAACAACAGCAGCAGCAGCAAGGAUCGCAGCCGCAACACAUCCAACCUAAACCAAUGAUUCAAACCAUUCAAGGAAUACAACAACAGAUUCAGAUGGCGGGAGACCGACCUAUAAUGCCUGUUGCUUCUAUGUCUCAAACAAAUACGCAACAGGUUCAACAAACAUUACAACAAACGAUUCAACAGGGUACUAUCCAGCAGUGUUUGCCUAUUCAAUCAAAUUUAGCUGUUACUCAGCAGACUAUGCAGAUGCAGCAGAUCCAACAGCAAAUCAAUCAGAUGGCACAACAAGGCGCCAUAAUUGGUCAAAUUCAAACGAGUCAACCCACUCAGAUGCAGCAAGUUACAAAUCAAAAUCAGAUUCAUCAGAUCCAGCAAAAUGGGCAGCAAACAAUCACAAUGCAGCAGGCACAGCAAGUCCCCUUGCCAAGUUCGGUGCCUAUGGUGAAAAACGAGCUGAUGAACGAAGUGUCAUCGGCAGAUAGCGCUUCGCAAUCGGCUAACAGCAGUGGUGAAGCUAAGGAUUCUUCUUCUGAAGCCACUUCUUCUCAAGGGGAACUACGGGAAGCCAAUUCCAAUUCGAACGAUACAAAACAUAAUAUUGGAACAAUAGAGCCAUCCAUACAACCCUCGUCGAUCUCCAGUGCCGCUCAAUCUACCCCCACUCCUGCAGAAAAUGGGCUUCCAUUGACUGAAGAAGUUAAAGAAAGGUGUCCGCCUAAGGCAAUGGUUAAACCUCAGGUGUUAACUCACGUCAUCGAGGAUUUCGUCAUUCACGAAUCUUCGGAGCCUUUCCCGGUAACGAGAGGUUUACUCAGUGACUUGAAAACGAGCUAUAAUGCAAUGGAGAGGGACCCUGAUGAACCACCAAAUAAGAAACGCGCCGGGACGCCGUCUGAUCAGCUCAUAUCCUCAAAGGGUGACGGUGACAUGGCAAAAUGCGAGGCUUGUGGUACCGUCGAUCUCAAAUCGAAGUUCAAGAAGAACCACCGCUUCUGUUCUGUUGCUUGUUCGAAGUCUAGCAAGAAGAGCGACAAGAAGAAGAAGUCUGAGAGGGAGAGUCUGGAGAUGGACGUGGACAGCUGUCCAUCAGGAGCUGAGAGUACCAUGAGUUCGAAUGGAGCUGACGAUGACUUGCCUAAGGUGGAUCCUUUGAAAUGGAGUGUUCAGGAAGUGUGCGACUUCAUCAAAAACCUACCAGGUUGUUCGGAUUAUGCUGAAGACUUCUUGAUACAGGAAAUCGACGGCCAAGCUCUUAUGCUGCUGAAGGAAGAUCAUCUUAUGACGGCUAUGUCGAUGAAACUUGGACCAGCGCUAAAGAUUGUGGCGAAAAUCGAUGACAUGAGAGUCGAUAAAGAGCCUCCAAAGCAAAAUUAAGCAGACGAUGUGGAUUCCAGAAAAAUAUUGUGCGAAGUGAUCUUUCAUUUGGGACAACUGUUGUUGCAAGGAAUGAAUAAUAUAGAUUGAAUUUUAUUCAGGCAUUCACUUGAGUGAUCGAAGAUUCAAGAAGUGAAUAUUCCAUAAUAAUUUAUGUAUAUAAAAAAUGUUUUAUUCCUUUUUCUAACCAGUUCAUUUUGUUUGAAUAAGAAUUUCUCAAUUUUGCUCUAAUUCUAUGUGAAUAAUGUAUAUAGGGAUUGAAGACUGUUGUUAUUCUCAAAUAUUCCAAAUUCCACUAAGUAUAUUUUACAUUCACCUGUAGAAUACUGUAUAUAUCAUAAACAUAGUUAUGUACAUAUAUCUAAUAGGUUAAUAUUUAUUUCAUCUUGUGCAAUGUAUGAUUUUUUAGUUAAAUGUUAAUUAGACCAUAAUUUUUGGAACAAAACUGCCAUUAUAUCGAUAAUAAAGUUUGUAAUUUCUAUAAA
Molecule: messenger RNA, 4016 nt
Organism: Coccinella septempunctata (seven-spotted ladybird)
Lineage: Eukaryota; Metazoa; Arthropoda; Insecta; Coleoptera; Coccinellidae
Product: polyhomeotic-proximal chromatin protein-like
Exons: 15
Coding region: 142-3531 (1129 amino acids)
Cellular component (GO): PRC1 complex; nucleus
Molecular function (GO): zinc ion binding; protein binding
Source: RefSeq, a predicted model, not a curated record